UUUGAACGAGGAGCCUCUAGUGGCGGAUCGAGAAACAAUUGAUUUGAAAAAAGAUGGAGGAUGUGUUGUUUACACUGGAAAUUCUCUGCUUAUAAUGAACCAUAAGAAGUUCCGUGCUUUGUUAAAAAAAUUUCGCAGAAAAUUUAAGAGACAGGCUUUAGCUAAAUUACGAGAACAAAAAGCACAAAAUGAAAGUUCUGAAGAUGAAAUUGAAGAAAGCAUUAAAUUGGAAGAAGAAGAAAAAGAAAGAGAAAGGCAACAUAUGCUAUGGUUAGAACGUGAAAAAGAAGCACAAGAAUUGUUUGAAAAACAAAAGGAUUUAAGAGAGUUGCAAAAGAAAAGAGAAGAGGAAAUUGUAAACAUUUUUAACAGUUCUAAUUAAAUUAUUAUAUGAAAUAAAUUUUC
Messenger RNA from Centruroides sculpturatus (bark scorpion), 405 nucleotides. Its product is annotated as U2 small nuclear ribonucleoprotein auxiliary factor 35 kDa subunit-related protein 2-like. The transcript is spliced from 4 exons. The coding region runs from base 95 to 382 and encodes 95 amino acids. NCBI's taxonomy places the organism in Eukaryota, Metazoa, Arthropoda, Arachnida, Scorpiones, Buthidae. The record is from RefSeq and is a predicted model, not a curated record.